Molecule: messenger RNA, 606 nt
Organism: Durusdinium trenchii
Lineage: Eukaryota; Dinophyceae; Suessiales; Symbiodiniaceae
Source: the annotation of a GenBank genome assembly
AUGUGUUUGUCCUUUGAGGGCUAUGUCAGCUGCCAGGCGGAUGUGGAUGUCCCCACGCUGGUCUACGAGGCAAAGACCUGGUGGGCAGAUGAAGAGAUGCCAUCCGAAACUGGCCACCAGGCUGAGGUGGAGGUGCGAAAUGAAGCUCAGAAAGAGCUUGAAGAAGAGCUAGAAGCAACUCAAGUGGAGACGGUCGAGGCUCCGACGCAGCAGAGCGAGGCCACGACGCAGAUGGAUGAGGUGCCAGAGACCCUGUCCGAGAACCGCAGUGAGGGCGAAGGCCCGACUCUUGUGGUGCUACCGCACGAGGACAUUGAGCCAACCCUGAAGACCUACACCCUGGAGACACUUGACCUGGGUCAAGGUGGCCAAGGUCCCGAGCUGCCAACCCUGGCUUUGGAGCCGCGGUGCGAUGUGCUGGACACAGACGAGAGUUUCCCGUCCACCUUGCCGGACGAGUCGCGAAGCCCUUGCCGUUCGCCGGACGAGUCGCGAAGCGGCCAGGCUCGGUCGCCGGCGCCCGGCUCCACACGUGAAGCGCACUCGCCUCCCUCGUUGUUUGGAAUUGCGACCAUGCUUCUGGGCCUCAAUGGGAGCGAAUCCUGA